AUGACACAUCAAUCUGCCCGGAUACCGACCCUCGAUCCGCCCGUCUCCAGAGCCAUGAGAUCUCGGCCUUCCAAAGGCGAGCUGAGCUCUCAGACCGAGCCCGAGGCGUGCCGAAUAACGGCCAGCCGUGAAACUCCAAGAGCGCGUCCCAUUCCAGCAAAGAGCCGUUCUCAGUGUGUAACUCCAGUUAAUUUGAUGGCUAUUGUGAUCCUUUGUCGUGAAAAAUGCGGACUCUGCAAAUGCAUCACCCGUUACCUGGUGGCGAUGGCAUCAGCUGAUUUACUGGGUGUUAUCAUUGGUGUUAUAUUGGAGCGGAUCAAUCAUAUUUAUGUUUUUGCGAGAUUUUUGUUCAUCAGUCCGAUUUGUGCUACGUCACUUGUCUUUCGGCUCGCAGCUAUGGACUGUUCUGUAUGGCUGACAGUGGCUUUCACAUUUGAUCGAUGUAUUGCUAUUUGUAGCCAAAAGCUGCGGGAACGAUUUUGCGCCGAGAGGACGGCGACGACGGUGGUGGUGAUUGUGGGCGUAGGGAGUUGUCUAAGGUGUUCACCAUUUUACUUUUCAGUAGACCAUUCAGCGAUGACUAAUAACUUUCCAUGGCGAUGCAUUGGCAGACCAGAUUACUUUACUUCACCAGUGUGGAAAGCCUACCAGAUGUUUAAUACGAUCACUACACCUUUAUUGCCAAUUGGUUUAAUUCUAUUGUUGAAUGUAUUAACAAUCAGUCAUAUUAUUGCGGCAAACAGAGUCCGCCGAGGACUCCGAAGCAGCAAUGACAAUAAGAAGGAUUCAGAGGUAGAGAACCGGCGAAAGUCAAUGAUUUUGCUGUUCGCUCUAUCAGCUAAUUUCAUUUUAUUGUGGAUUCCCUUUAUAGUCUCUACUAUGUUUUGGCAAACUCAUAAUUACCGUUAUACAGACAGAUAUCUUAAUUCUCCGUCGUUUAUCGUGCAAGAGUUUGGGUUCAUGUUGCAAUUUCUCUGCACCUGCACCAACACAUGUAUCUACACACUGUCCCAGAGGAAAUUCAGGGAAGAGAUGAAGAAAGGAGUGAAACAUCUGGUCACAUUUAAUGGCCGACUUUGUAGAAGUAGAUAA
Messenger RNA from Mobula hypostoma (lesser devil ray), 1092 nucleotides. RefSeq names its product probable G-protein coupled receptor 139. Gene Ontology annotation, molecular function: G protein-coupled receptor activity. The record is from RefSeq and is a predicted model, not a curated record. Gene Ontology annotation, biological process: phospholipase C-activating G protein-coupled receptor signaling pathway. The coding region runs from base 1 to 1092 and encodes 363 amino acids. The transcript has 2 exons. Lineage: Eukaryota; Metazoa; Chordata; Chondrichthyes; Myliobatiformes; Myliobatidae. Gene Ontology annotation, cellular component: plasma membrane.